UGCAUAUUAGCAUACAAUUACUUUAAAUUGCAUUAGUCAUUUUGAAUUAAUCAAAACUGCAGAUUGAAAAAAAUGUCUGCUUAUUCGCAAUCAGCUACCUCAAAAUUUUCUGCUUAAAAGUCACUUAUAAUUGUGACGCUCCACGAUAUAAUAUUAGGCUUAGUUUUCAUGUACGGUGCACGGAAAACUGAGCCUAAUUUUAUUUCGGAGAUAGGUCCCUUCUCUCGUGGAGCGUCACAAUUAUUAAUUGUUUCGUGAAUUUGCUCAUAUGAUUUUUUAAAUAAAAUAUUGAAAUAUUUAAAAAUUUGUAAAAAGUUGAUAAUUAAAAAAAAGUAAAAAUAGCUUCAUUUAUCAACUCUAUUAUCCAACUCCAUUAUCAUAUCACGAUUUGUAUGUUAUCUAUGUUAUUUUAUCGAAGAUAAAUGCAUUGUUAAAAUAACAUACUCGAAAAUAUUGUCAAGAAAAUAAAACUUCAGUUCUCCAAAGAUUUUCUUUUAAGACGCUUGUACAUGUAAAUCUUAUAAAAAUGAGAGGAGUGGCAUUUAUUUUAUUGAUAAUAUUCACAACGAUGACGACAGUAGCACCAUCAAACACCAGUAAAUUGAAAUAUUCAGGAAACAACAGUUUUAUGAUAGACUAUGAAAAUGAUCAAUUUCUUCUUGAUGGAAAACCGUUUCGAUAUGUUUCUGGAAGUUUUCAUUAUUUUCGAACUCCAAGGCAAUAUUGGAGAGGAAUUUUUAAGAAAAUGAGAGCUGCCGGUUUAAAUGCAAUUUCAACUUAUAUAGAAUGGAGUACACAUGAACCAGAACCAGGUAAAUGGAUUUGGAAUGGUGAUGCUGAUAUCAUUGAGUUUCUUAAAAUUGCAGAAGAAGAAGAUCUACUUGUUAUAUUAAGACCUGGUCCAUAUAUCUGCGCUGAGAGAGAUUUUGGUGGAUUACCUACUUGGCUAUUAAGCAAAAAGGAUAUAAAAUUACGAACGAAUGAUCGCUGGUACAUGAAGAACGUUCAGAAAUAUUUGGAAACUGUAUUAAAGAAAGUAAAACCAUUUCUAAGAGGUAAUGGAGGUCCCAUUAUAAUGGUGCAGGUAGAAAAUGAAUAUGGAAGCUUUAAUGCCUGUGACAUUCACUAUAGAACUAAAUUGAGAGAUAUAUUCGCCAAACAUAUAGAAUCAAAUGCGGUUUUAUUUACAACAGAUGGUCCUCAAUUAUCAAUGCUUCGAUGUGGAGUUAUUCCAGAGGUCUUUGCAACUGUAGAUUUUGGACCGUCUUCCAAUGGGACUAAAAGUUUCGAAAUGAUGCGUAAAUUUCAACCUAGGGGACCUCUAGUAAAUUCGGAAUAUUAUCCAGGCUGGUUAACGCACUGGGGAGAAUCAUUGCAGAAAGUUUCUUCGCUGAACGUUGUUAAAACGUUAGAUGAAAUACUAUCGAUUGGUGCUUCAGUAAAUAUAUACAUGUUCUUUGGUGGUACCAAUUUUGGAUUCAAAUCAGGUGCUAAUACUGAUCCAGAAUUUAGACCACAAUUGACCUCAUAUGAUUACGAUGCUCCUUUAACGGAAGCUGGAGAUCUAACACCAAAAUAUUUUGCAAUGAGAGACGUAAUAAAAAGUUACCUACCUGUAAAUGAUUUACCUAUUCCUGCUGAUAAUAAGAAGAAAGCUUAUGGUGUUAUUAUUCUGGAACAAGUGAUAAGACUUUUUGAUCCUUUAGCUCAAUCUCUACUCAGUUCAAUUGUUGUACAAACCGACAGAACUCCAACUUUUGAAGAAUUGCAAAUUCAACAAUUGCAGCUUGUUUUAUAUGAAACAUAUUUAAAUUUGGAAAACGAAACGUUGACAACUUUAAAGACACUUGUACAUGACAGAGCUUAUGUUUACAUAAAUAAACAGUUAAUUGGUAUAUUGAGUCGCAUGGAGAAAAAAUAUAAUUUACCAAUAAAUACCGCCUUGGGGAACCAUUUAUCACUACUUGUUGUAAAUGAAGGACAUGUAAAUUAUGGAGAUUAUUUAAAGGACUAUAAGGGGCUGCUAAAUGUAAGUCUAGGUGAAGAAACUUCUUUAUCAUGGAACGUGACCGGUUUUACAUUAGACAAUGUAACAAGUCUUUGUGAAUUUAAUUCUAAAAUUUCUGUAUCUGGUUGCGUAAAUAAGGGACCCAUUUUUUAUCGUGCAACAUUUUUUAUAAAAGAAGAUCCAGUUGACACAUAUCUUGAUACAAGUGGAUGGGGAAAAGGUGUUGCUUACAUCAAUGGAUAUAAUAUUGGCAGGUAUUGGCCACUAAAUGGUCCUCAAAUAACUUUGUAUGUUCCAGGAGUUAUUUUAAAACAUGGUUCAAAUGAGCUUAUUAUUUUAGAAUAUGAGUAUGCAUCAAAAUCUCUUGAAAUGAAAUUUAUUAAUACUCCAAAAUUUAUUACUAAUAAAUUAUUAGAAAACGAUGUUAAUAAUUGUAAUUUAACAGAUAAUGUAUAAAA
Molecule: messenger RNA, 2466 nt
Organism: Leptopilina boulardi
Lineage: Eukaryota; Metazoa; Arthropoda; Insecta; Hymenoptera; Figitidae
Product: beta-galactosidase
Exons: 10
Coding region: 527-2464 (645 amino acids)
Biological process (GO): carbohydrate metabolic process
Cellular component (GO): vacuole
Molecular function (GO): beta-galactosidase activity
Source: RefSeq, a predicted model, not a curated record